Messenger RNA from Carassius auratus (goldfish), 1052 nucleotides. RefSeq lists its product as uncharacterized. The coding region runs from base 43 to 741 and encodes 232 amino acids. Lineage: Eukaryota; Metazoa; Chordata; Actinopteri; Cypriniformes; Cyprinidae. The transcript is spliced from 5 exons. The record is from RefSeq and is a predicted model, not a curated record.
UACAACAUCACCUCCAUCAACUUUCUCCCCACAACAGCUGAAAUGAGGGCUGAGCUGCUGAAAAUAACAAAAGCCUCAGUUUCUCUUGACUUUCUAAACCCUUUACGGCAAAAUAUGCCAACGCCAAGCACAUUAGCUCCAGACGUGCCUCGGAAACAAGAAACCUGCACUUCUGAUCAUCAGUAUCAUCUCAGUGCUGAAGAUGAUGAGUCACAUCAGCUGGACCUGUCUUCGACCAGCUCUACACAACUGCAACAAAUAUCACCUAUGCAAGAGGACCCCUACUCCAACCAUCCCUGUGUUCAGGGUAACUCAGAGGGAGCAUCUUUACCUCAGUCUCCUGUGAAACGGAUGCUGAGACUGCUCAGUGAAAUGGCUGAAAACCCAGACUACAGUAAUGCCAUGUCUAAAAUGGCCAAGCAGCUUGAAAAGAUGCAGCACAACCAGACCCAACUGAUCUCGGCAUUUUACUGCUUUGGUAAAGGGAUGUCAGUAUCAAAACGUGCAGCAGCGUUAAGACGAGCUGCUAGACGACCAGGUCCUAUUAUUGGCUGUCAGCCAACAGCAGUGGCCAGAAGAACAGCUAAGACUGGUUCUAGGCAGCGUUUGACAGCUGGACGCCCCAGAAAAUGCAGUUCUGGUUCAGAGCAUGACUACAGCAGAUAUACAGGGAAAAGGGCUGUCAGGGUUCGCCACAAAUUGUCAGAAUCCGUGGCAAUUAAUUACUCACAUCAAGCAUAAAAUUAUUUGUAUGACGUGGGUGGGUUUGGGUGUGUGUGAGUGUGUGUGUGUGUGUGUGUGUGUGUGUGUGUGUUUAAAAAUGGUUAUUUAGUAGAUUAGUUAAUGCAAACAUAGUAUUAUUUAUGAAAUUUAGAUCCAGACUGCAGGUUAUGUAGCCAUUUUAAAAUCAUUUUUGGAAACUUGUUAAAAAUAUUAACUGCACAGAAAAAAAAAUCAAAAGUUUUUAUAGCAAUUGUGAAUUGCAUGUAAUGUUUUUGUGUACCAGGACAUUUUUGUAUGUUAUCUAUGUAAUUGAUAAAUAAAGCUUUCUA